Messenger RNA from Zophobas morio, 2694 nucleotides. RefSeq names its product Transitional endoplasmic reticulum 94 (gene TER94). The coding region runs from base 169 to 2580 and encodes 803 amino acids. Gene Ontology annotation, molecular function: ATP binding; ATP hydrolysis activity; polyubiquitin modification-dependent protein binding. Gene Ontology annotation, biological process: autophagosome maturation; retrograde protein transport, ER to cytosol; mitotic spindle disassembly. The transcript has 8 exons. The record is from RefSeq and is a predicted model, not a curated record. NCBI's taxonomy places the organism in Eukaryota, Metazoa, Arthropoda, Insecta, Coleoptera, Tenebrionidae. Gene Ontology annotation, cellular component: cytosol; VCP-NPL4-UFD1 AAA ATPase complex; nucleus.
UUCUGUCAGACACCGUUGAAUAAGCAAAUAGUGAAAAGCUACGUCAUUCACUAACGAUCGUUAGAUUGUGCCUGUGGUGAUUUAGGUUUUUGUAAAAAGUAGCACUCAAGUUCAUUGCAGUUUUGUUUAGUGUAAGCUUUUGAACAUUUAAUAUAAAACCCGAACACAAUGGCCGAAGGGAAAAGUCCUGAUGACCUGGCCACCGCAAUCCUGCGCCGCAAGGACCGCCCCAACAGACUCCUUGUGGAGGAAGCCACGAACGACGACAACUCGGUCGUCGCCCUUUCACAAGCGAAAAUGGAUGAGCUCAUGCUGUUUCGGGGAGACACAGUGUUACUCAAGGGCAAACGGAGGAAAGAAACUGUUUGUAUAGUUCUGGCUGACGAGAACUGCCCAGAUGAAAAAAUACGCAUGAAUAGAAUCGUCAGGAAUAAUCUGAGAGUUCGGCUUUCUGACGUGGUGUGGAUCCAGCCAUGUCCCGAUGUGAAAUACGGAAAGCGAAUUCAUGUACUUCCAAUAGAUGAUACUGUUGAGGGACUCGUUGGAAAUCUAUUCGAGGUAUACUUAAAACCCUACUUCCUCGAAGCAUAUCGACCCAUCCACAAAGGGGAUGUAUUCAUCGUUCGUGGUGGUAUGAGAGCCGUGGAAUUCAAAGUUGUGGAAACAGAACCGUCACCAUAUUGUAUUGUUGCACCUGAUACUGUCAUCCAUUGUGACGGUGAUCCAAUUAAACGAGAGGAGGAAGAGGAGGCGUUAAAUGCCGUGGGAUAUGACGACAUCGGAGGGUGUAGAAAACAACUCGCACAAAUUAAAGAGAUGGUGGAGCUACCACUGCGACAUCCAUCUCUGUUCAAAGCGAUAGGUGUUAAGCCACCGCGUGGGAUUUUACUCUACGGUCCUCCAGGUACCGGCAAGACCCUGAUCGCCCGAGCCGUCGCCAACGAAACCGGCGCUUUCUUCUUCCUAAUUAACGGUCCGGAAAUUAUGAGCAAGCUCGCUGGCGAGUCCGAAAGCAAUCUGCGGAAAGCCUUCGAAGAAGCCGACAAGAAUUCCCCGGCUAUAAUCUUCAUUGACGAACUGGACGCGAUAGCGCCAAAGCGCGAAAAAACCCACGGCGAAGUCGAAAGACGCAUAGUUUCCCAGCUGCUGACCCUCAUGGACGGCAUGAAGAAGAGCUCACACGUCAUCGUCAUGGCGGCCACGAACAGGCCCAACUCCAUCGACCCGGCCCUGCGCCGCUUCGGUCGUUUCGACAGAGAAAUCGACAUCGGCAUCCCCGACGCCACCGGACGUCUGGAAGUCCUGCGUAUCCACACUAAGAAUAUGAAGCUGGCCGACGACGUCGACCUGGAGCAGAUCGCCGCCGAGACCCAUGGCCACGUCGGCGCCGACUUGGCGUCGUUGUGCUCAGAAGCCGCGCUGCAACAGAUCAGGGAAAAGAUGGACCUGAUCGACUUGGACGACGACCAGGUGGACGCCGAGGUGCUGAACUCGCUGGCUGUGAGCAUGGAGAACUUCCGUUACGCGAUGACGAAGAGUAGUCCGAGCGCGCUGAGAGAGACCGUGGUGGAAGUGCCGAACAUCACUUGGGACGAUAUUGGUGGGCUGCACAAUGUUAAGAAAGAGCUGCAGGAAUUGGUGCAGUACCCGGUGGAGCAUCCGGACAAGUUCUUGAAGUUCGGCAUGCAGCCGUCGCGCGGAGUAUUGUUCUAUGGACCCCCUGGAUGCGGUAAAACGCUGCUGGCGAAGGCGAUUGCUAAUGAAUGUCAAGCGAACUUCAUUUCGGUGAAAGGACCGGAGCUGUUGACAAUGUGGUUCGGUGAAUCAGAAGCUAACGUGAGGGAUAUUUUCGAUAAGGCCAGAUCAGCAGCUCCCUGCGUGCUGUUCUUCGACGAAUUAGACUCAAUUGCCAAAUCUCGUGGCGGCAACGUUGGUGAUGCUGGCGGCGCAGCUGAUAGAGUAAUUAAUCAAAUUUUAACAGAAAUGGACGGCAUGGGUGCGAAAAAGAACGUAUUUAUUAUUGGAGCAACAAACAGACCAGACAUCAUCGACCCUGCUAUAUUGCGACCAGGACGUCUAGAUCAAUUGAUUUAUAUUCCAUUACCAGAUGAAAAAUCUCGAGAAGCAAUAUUUAAGGCCAAUCUACGCAAAUCUCCAGUGGCGAAAGACGUCGAUCUGUCUUACAUAGCUAAAGUUACUCACGGAUUCUCAGGUGCUGACUUGACCGAAAUUUGUCAGCGGGCGUGUAAACUAGCCAUCCGUCAAAGCAUCGAAACAGAAAUAAGAAGAGAGCGCGAAAGAGCCAUGAACCCCAGCAGUGCUAUGGACUUGGACGAAGAUGAUCCGGUCCCGGAAAUCACCCGAGCCCACUUCGAGGAGGCGAUGCGGUUCGCCAGAAGAUCUGUGUCAGAUAAUGACAUUCGAAAAUACGAAAUGUUUGCACAGACUUUACAACAGUCGCGCGGUUUUGGUACUAACUUCCGUUUUCCAUCGGGGACUGGCGGACCCACAGCUCCCGGAGGUACAGGGGGCGAUCAAGGUAAUUUCCAAGAUGAUCCUGAAGACGAUUUAUACAGUUAAAUGUUCAGGCUCAAUGUGCACCGUCUUUUUUAUUUGUAUUUGUCAUAAUUAUUUGAAUUCAAACAAUAAUAUGUGAGAUAGUUUUGAAUUAUAAUAAAAAAAGAUUCUGUAAUA